AUGGGGGCAACCAUGGUAAAACCUUUGGUUAAAAAUGGAAAUCUGUUAGACGCAUUGCCUUCGCAGGCAACCCUCCAUGUAGUAAUGUUAGGCCUGGAUUCUGCGGGGAAAACUACUGCAUUAUACAGACUUAAGUUCGAUCAGUAUUUAAAUACUGUACCGACUAUUGGAUUUAAUUGUGAAAAAGUACAAGGUACUAUUGGUAAGGCAAAAGGAGUUCACUUUCUAGUUUGGGAUGUAGGAGGUCAAGAAAAAUUACGACCUCUUUGGAGAAGCUAUACACGCUGCACCGAUGGCAUUUUGUUCGUUAUCGAUUCGGUCGAUACAGAACGAAUGGAAGAAGCAAAAAUGGAGUUAAUGCGUACCGCUAAAUGUCCUGAUAAUCAGGGUGUUCCCGUGCUGAUAUUAGCAAAUAAGCAAGAUCUUCCAAACGCGUGCGGUGCAAUUGAGCUGGAAAAACUUUUAGGACUGAACGAGCUUUAUAACCCAGUGCCGAAUAUAUCGAUGCUAACUAGUUCCGACUCUUCUUCCACCAUCAAUUUAAUCGGCUGUAGCAAGUCAAACCAAAGUAUUACAGAAACCUCGUUAACAGAGCAAAGAGCGAGUCACCUGCAGUCAUCAAUGAUUCACAUAAAUCCUGCUCUUGAAAGUGACGAUCAAAAAACUACGUUAAGCGGAGAGGCGUUGUCUACAUUCAUAUAUCCACAUUGUGGCAAAGAUUCUGAUGUAAAGGACCAAAAAAAUCAGCGUGACGGUAAAAACUGUUUUCAUAACAAAAAACAUAACAGGGCCUCUUCCAACUCAGUGCACUUUAGAGGGUGGUAUAUACAACCGACCUGUGCUAUAACUGGCGAGGGACUUCAAGAAGGCCUGGAAGCUCUAUAUGAUAUGAUUUUAAAACGCCGGAAACUAAAUAAAUCUCAUAAGAAAAAACUGUAGCAUUAUUAAUCGAAUGUGCCUGACAGUUUUUUAAAUUUUCUUCAUUUUAGCACAAUUACUUAAAUAAAUUAAAAACACAA
This is a messenger RNA of Drosophila subpulchrella, 1019 nucleotides long. RefSeq names its product ADP-ribosylation factor-like protein 4A (gene Arl4). The record is from RefSeq and is a predicted model, not a curated record. Gene Ontology annotation, biological process: intracellular protein transport; vesicle-mediated transport. The transcript has 5 exons. Gene Ontology annotation, cellular component: cytoplasm. NCBI's taxonomy places the organism in Eukaryota, Metazoa, Arthropoda, Insecta, Diptera, Drosophilidae. The coding region runs from base 1 to 939 and encodes 312 amino acids. Gene Ontology annotation, molecular function: GTP binding; GTPase activity.